CCGGCUCGGCUUGAGAGGCUCGGCGCGGCUCUCCCCCUCGCCGCCGGCCGCCGCCAUGGAGGAGUGGCGCCAGUGCGGCCGCUGGCUGAUCGACUGCAAGGUGCUGCCGGCCAACCACCGCGUGGUGUGGCCCUCGGCCGUGGUCUUCGAGCUGGCGCAGGCAUUGCGCGACGGCGUGCUCCUGUGCCAGCUGCUGCACAACCUCUCGCCCGGCUCCGUCGACCUCAAGGACAUCAAUUUCCGCCCGCAGAUGUCCCAGUUUCUCUGCCUGAAGAACAUUCGGACUUUCCUCAAAGUGUGUCACGACAAGUUCAACUUACGGAACAGUGAGCUGUUUGACCCCUUCGACCUCUUUGAUGUGCGGGAUUUUGGAAAAGUGAUAUCCGCUGUCUCAAGGCUUUCUCAUCACAGCAUCGCUCAGAACAAAGGCAUCAGGCCGUUCCCGUCGGAGGAGACCACAGAAAAUGACGAUGACGUCUACCGUAGUUUGGAGGAACUGGCUGAUGAACAUGACCUGGGAGAGGACAUUUACGACUGUGUCCCGUGUGAAGAUGAAGGGGACGACAUCUACGAGGACAUCAUUAAGGUGGAGGUCCAGCAGCCCAUGAAAAUGGGCAUGACAGAAGAUGACAAAAGGAACUGCUGCUUGCUAGAAAUCCAGGAAACGGAAGCCAAGUACUACAAGACGCUUGAAGAGAUAGAAAAGAAUUACAUGAAUCCGUUGAGGCUGAUACUGACGCCGCAGGACAUGGAAGCGAUAUUUAUCAACUUGGAGGAACUCAUCAAAGUGCACUUCAGCUUCCUGAGGAGCAUCGAUGUCUCCAUGAUGUCUGGCGGCGGCACCUUGGCCAAAGUGUUCCUGGAGUUCAAAGAGAGGCUCUUGAUAUAUGGCGAGUACUGCAGCCACAUGGAAUAUGCACAAACCACGCUGAACCACCUCAUGGGCAACCGGGAAGACGUCCGGCAAAAAGUCGAGGAAUGCACGCUGAAGGUGCAAGGCGGGAAGUUCAAGUUGCAGGACCUGCUGGUGGUGCCGAUGCAGCGGGUGUUGAAGUAUCACCUCUUGUUAAAAGAGCUCCUCAGCCAUUCGUCAGAUCGGCCGGAGAAGCAGCAGUUGAAGGAGGCUCUGGAGGCCAUGCAGGACUUGGCCAUGUACAUCAAUGAAGUCAAGCGGGACAAAGAGACGCUGAAGAAAAUCAGUGAAUUUCAGAGUUCGAUCGAGAACUUGCCGGUGAAACUGGAGGAGUUUGGCAGGCCCAAGAUUGACGGCGAACUGAAGGUCCGGUCGAUCGUCAACCACACGAAGCAGGACAGGUAUCUGUUUCUGUUUGAUAAAGUGGUGAUUGUCUGCAAACGGAAAGGCUACAGCUACGAGCAGAAGGACAUCGUUGAGCUGCUCUGCUACAAGAUGACCGACGACCCCACAAACAACAAGGACAUAAAGAAGUGGUCGUACGGCUUCUACCUCACUCACCUGCAAGGCAAGCAGGGAUUCCAGUUCUUCUGCAAGACUGAAGACAUGAAGAGGAAGUGGAUGGAGCAGUUUGAAAUGGCCAUGUCCAACAUUAAGCCGGAGAAAGCCACAGCAAACAACCACCAUUUCCAGAUGUACACGUUUGACAAGACCACCAACUGCAAAGCCUGCAAGAUGUUUUUAAGAGGGACUUUCUACCAAGGCUAUCAGUGCAUGAAGUGCAAAGCCGGGGCGCACAAGGAGUGCUUGGAGAUCAUCCCACCCUGCAAAAUCAGUUCUCCUGCGGACCAGGAUUCACUGAAUGUAGGUCCCAAAAUGGUGUCCGUCCAGAAUUAUCACGGCAGCCCGGCCCCUCCGGGGAAACCGGUGCUCACCUUCCAGAUGGGGGAGGUGAUCGAGCUGCUCAGAGGGGACCCGGAGUCGCAGUGGUGGGAGGGAAGGCUAAUAUUGUCCAAGAAGUCUGGCUAUUUCCCCAGCUCGUUGGUCAAACCCUGCCCGGUGGAUGCCAGGCCCCCCAACAGCCGGCCUCCGUCGCGGGAGAUGGACUACUCCGCGUACCCCUGGUUUGCUGGCAACAUGGAGCGGCAGCAGACCGACAACCUGCUGAAGCUGCACGCUAGCGGGACGUACCUGAUCCGGGAGAGGCCAGCCGAGGCCGAGCGCUUUGCCAUCAGCAUCAAGUUUAACGAUGAAGUGAAGCACAUUAAGGUGGUCGAGAAGGACAGCUGGAUCCACAUCACGGAAGCCAAGAAAUUUGAAAGCCUCUUGGAACUUGUGGAAUACUAUCAAAGCCAUUCGUUGAAGGAGAGCUUUAAGCAGCUCGACACGACGCUCAAGUAUCCGUACAAGUCCCGGGAGCGCUCGGCCUCCAGAACCCUGACUCGGUCGCCAGCUGCCUCCUGUGCUUCCUACAAUUUUUCCUUUCUCAGUCCUCAGGGCCACAACUUCACUUCUCAGAAUUCCUCCACUCCUUUCUGGUCAGUCUUCACGCCUCGGGCCAUAGGGACGGCAGUGGCCAGGUACAACUUUGCCGCGCGGGACAUGCGGGAGCUCUCCUUGCGAGAAGGGGACGUCGUGAAGAUCUACAGCCGGAUCGGCGGCGACCAGGGCUGGUGGAAAGGAGAGACCAACGGGAGGAUUGGCUGGUUCCCUUCGACUUAUGUGGAGGAGGAGGGCGUGCAAUGACCGUCGGACGUGCGGGUGCCGUCGGCAGACACCCAGAGAAGCCUGUGCAAGCAGUGCGUGUCCGUCCCUGGGGCUCCACGUGAAAGUGACUGUGCCUUUCCCAGCACUAACUGUAGACACACGAGAGCCUAGCUUGGGCCCAUUUUGCAGAUCUGUAAAAGUGUGGGUGAGAGAGAAAGAGAGCGAGAGCAAGCGCGCACAUGCACACACACAACAGCGUGGCUCGUAUGCACGCAUGCGCCUUGUCUGUGGGCUUGGGAGGGGGUUGGCUGCUUCUCAUCGACGGCUUCGCUUGUACAUAAGAUAUCGACGUCUGAUAUCGGGUGAUGUUUGGGGGAAGCCACGGAGCGCCCGGCGGGAGACCAGCUUGGCGUGUGAGGCAGGAGGUGGCCCCUGCGGCGGAGGCUGCAUCAGACCACGGCGGGAGCGGCGGAAGGCGAGGCUGGAGGGAGCCCCUUGUCCCAGGGCAGGGGUGCCAGGGGAGGGGAAGCCUCUUCCUGCCGGGCUUUUGGGGCGGCCCUGGGAGAUUGCCCUGGAGCGAGGGUCCCGGGGCAUCCGGAAGGCGUCCCUCAGGCUGAGAUGCUUCGGUUGACAAAUCCCCCCGCCUUCCACGGCAGCAGUGUGACGUGACCACGGCUUCCAUGGCCCAGAGGACAGAAGGCCCGUGGCUGGGCGGCUCCCUCCCCGGGCCCCAGAUUGGCACUGUCUCUCCCGCCCCUUCACGCAUUCAUCACUCAAGGGACGCCCCGGGGAAGCCUCUGCCGCCAACUGGAAGCCCCCCGCCCUGGCCUCACCCACGUGCCGCGCGCUCUCACCUGACCGAAGCCCCUGGCGCUCAGCACGCCAUCGCGGCUCUCCUCUCCCUCACGCCCGGAGCGAUUUCAGGUCCUGCCGGUGCUGCCGCUGGCUGCACUCAUCCGAAAAAUCAGCCCAUUUCACCAUUUCUGUUCGUUUGUUCAUUUGCUUUCAAAUUGGUUGCUCUUCACAUUUGCAAAAAAGGUUUGUUUUUUAAUCCCUCCAUAGAUGUCCACACACUGGCCACCUUUCUGGUAAGGGCAGGAAUUGUCAAGGGACGUGAGUUCUACAUAGGAUGUGCGAACCUCCCCGUCUCCACAACACACACACACACACACACACACAGCAUUUCUGCUCGCCUGAUGGAAACUCCUUAGGCUUUUCCUCCCUAUCAUGGAUGUCCCCAUCAAGCACCACCUCGCAUGGAACAUCCCUCUCCACAUGUGCUUUCAGAUACGUGCGUGCCGCCCUGUGGUUUUCUGGCAGCACCCGGAGCCCCGGAACGAUUUCCCUUCUUGCCAGGCUCCGACGCGCUCCGUCGCCUGGAUGGGGCUCUGUCACAGGACAGGUGUCAGUCCAGGGGCCUCCUGGAAAGCAGGGGGGCUUCUUCCAGGGGGCUGCAAGACGGACGGAGGGAAGGCCAUCCCGUGUGACUUGGGGGGCGUGUUAGGGUGAAGGCGUUGCCAGAUGGCAGGCGCCGCCUCUGCCCCCGGACUCACGUAAGUCACACGGGUUCAGGUGUCUCUUCCUCGUCCUCCCGUGAGUCUGUACCGCCUGAGCUUGCCUCUGUUCCGUGUUUAUGGUGGCGGCGGGGAGGUAGGUGGGAUUGAAUGAUCCUGGUGCAACUGGACACGCCUCAUCUCAGGGCCUCUCCUGGGCCUGAAAACCAGAUCUCAGCUGCAUCACGUGCGCUGAUGGGAAUGGCGUUCCCCAGCCCCUCUUUCCCAUGGCAGGGCCCUGAAAACGUGCCUGUGGAUCGCAGCCUUACUUCUGAUUAAACACAGCUCUGGCAGCGCUGUGCAGGCGUUUUUUGGGCCACCUUCACAACCUGGCUCGGCAGCAGACCUGCUUCAUCCUCCUAAUCAAGCACACCCCUUGGUUUUUCCGGUCUGCUUCUGGGUUAGAAAAUGGCAGCCUGUUGUUCCACCCUCACCCCCCACCCCACCCCCCGCAGAUGUCGGAAGGGGCUCUUUGGAUGCCUUCUUUGCAACUCCUGUUUCCACAAAGGGAGAAGGGGAGGCCGCGAUCCACGUGUCCCCUUUGCCUGCCUGGCUGCCCCCUUCUUUGAACAGUUAAAAGCGGAGACUCCUGCACAAGUGUCCCUAUUCCAGGAGAGAGGAACUUGGAUACGUAUGUCUAAAAUUGAAAAUUGAUUGAGCAGCUGCAGCCAUAUCUCACGCGUGUUGAUUCAGAAGUGAGCAAAAGUUCUGUGUUCAAGGAGAUCUCUCCCCGCUUCGUAAGGCCAAAGAAGUCUCGGGAGAGAGGAAAGGGCACGGAAUGACUCCUUGGCCGGCAAACGCAGGGCAAAGAGAUGGAGGAUGGAGGGGUGUCCUCAACCUCUCACCCACUUCCUCCGGGGACAGCUGCUCCCACCGUGGCCCCGGUCACGCAUUUUCCUUCCCACACCUGCCGGAAGAUUGCCCUGCUGUUCUGCUUUCUCCCUCCUUGAGAUGGAUGCAGCCGUGAGAAAAACGUGGACUGAUCAUGGAUGGUUUGCUACGGGGCCUGAUCUUUCCAUAAAGUCCUGAGACUGAGACGGGACGAUCGCACAGUAAAAGCCACAUCCGGAAGCACCCAUAGAGAUCAGUGAAUUUACUCCAAAGAAAGUGUGCAGAGGGGCCUAGAGCCUUAAGCGUUCUGCUAGAAUAUAGAGAAGGAUCUCUUGGAAAACAGGAGAGAUCUCUUCUUCUCAUCGCCACACAGUUUUCGAUGCAGCACUUGGCUCUGCGUUGAAACCCCAGCUUGGUCACUCUUCAUGGUAAAUUCUGAACAAAAUCAAAAUAUUUCUUGCUUGGAAAGGGUUGCGCUGGACAUGAGGGGGUCUCUGUGUUUGCUGGUGGUGUAAGGGGUUUCUCCCACCCACCCACCCACACACCUAAGGAAUGGUUUUGUUUGUAACUAAUUAUUGACUGAAUUGUUGCCACGAUAUAUAUUUGUGAAUAAGAAAGGAAGUUUUUUUAUUAUGACAGUGAGAAUAUUGUACAUAUAUUUUAAUUGAUUUUACAAAAAAAAAAAAAAACAUUUUUAAAGAAUUGUAACAAUAGGGGGAAACGACAAUAUUUAAAUUCCUUGAUUUGA
Elgaria multicarinata webbii is the source of this 5752-nucleotide messenger RNA. It is a transcript of the gene VAV2, whose product is annotated as vav guanine nucleotide exchange factor 2. Gene Ontology annotation, cellular component: cytoplasm. Gene Ontology annotation, molecular function: protein binding; guanyl-nucleotide exchange factor activity. The transcript is spliced from 28 exons. Gene Ontology annotation, biological process: regulation of GTPase activity; intracellular signal transduction; cell migration. NCBI's taxonomy places the organism in Eukaryota, Metazoa, Chordata, Lepidosauria, Squamata, Anguidae. The record is from RefSeq and is a predicted model, not a curated record. Bases 56 to 2659 code for a protein of 867 amino acids.